Pseudomassariella vexata is the source of this 771-nucleotide messenger RNA. RefSeq lists its product as uncharacterized. The transcript has 2 exons. The record is from RefSeq and is a predicted model, not a curated record. Bases 1 to 771 code for a protein of 256 amino acids. Lineage: Eukaryota; Fungi; Ascomycota; Sordariomycetes; Amphisphaeriales; Pseudomassariaceae.
AUGCCUUCCUCGGGCUACCUGAUUAGCAAUGUUUCUACUUCAAACCAAGUAGAAUGGACGACAACGGCAAUCUACACUAGCAGUGUCUACUCAACAGAGGGUAGUGUCACCACUGAAACAGUGCCUCUGUAUACAACAGUGUAUCCGGUCAAAGAGGUCAUGGAGACAUCUAAGCCUCUGCCACAGUGCAGCAAGGCUCCCGUUUCUAGCAGUGCCCCUGUGGCAUCAGAGACUCGUGUGCCGGCUAGCUCUGGUGUUAUGACAAGAGAGACCACAGCACCGAACGUCUGUUCAACAAACACCUACAUGGUCACAUCGUGCGCUCCGGAAGUGGCAGACCGUCCAGUCAAAGUUGGACAAGUGACUACCGGGAUGUUAGCCUCGUCGACUACGGUCUGUCCAGUCACUGAGAUGAAGGAGAGCGUGUCGCCCGGCUUGGGUGCAGGCGUGCACUCAGCGGAAGCCGUAGUCCUCAGCAAUACCAUGUCCGGCUCGUUGCAGGCGGUCAUAACUACGAUUGCCUGCCAGGACACGCCGAUGCCUUCAUCACACGCACCGUCGUCCGCAACUGCCGCGGCACCCACCGACACCAGCGAACCUGCCACAACCCUAACGUUCGGCACCUACUUCACGACCACCAUUCAGUACGCGACCGGUACCCCUGCUGGCCCGGCAUCAGAUGUCCCAAGCUACCAGUAUAACGGCAUCAAGAGCACUGCCGCCAUGAGGCUACCAGCUCUUCUGCCUAAGGCUACUAUUCCCCUCAUGUGA